Astyanax mexicanus (Mexican tetra) is the source of this 6429-nucleotide messenger RNA. RefSeq names its product leucine-rich repeat flightless-interacting protein 1. NCBI's taxonomy places the organism in Eukaryota, Metazoa, Chordata, Actinopteri, Characiformes, Acestrorhamphidae. Bases 183 to 1178 code for a protein of 331 amino acids. The transcript is spliced from 6 exons. The record is from RefSeq and is a predicted model, not a curated record.
GAUGGCUACUUCUGAGGCCCCUCCCUCCCUACUAGCAACUGAAGUUGAGACUAGAACCAUCUUCAUAUCUGUCAAACACGCGUCACGAAACUACUGGAAACCAGGUUUCACCCUGAGUCCGUCCUUCAGUUCGGGUUCUGCUGAAUUUUUAUUAAGUUGGGUUUAUUCCUGUGGUGUUAAGGAUGCACUCGGGGGCGGUAGAGAAGGCUGGCUCGCCCAGAAAACGCGUCCUCUCCCGGGGGAUGAGCGAGGAAGAGACGCUGCGGCAUAUUAUAAAAGAGGCUGAAGAGUCGAACAAGCGCACUUUAUCACGCAGUGACAGCAGAUAUGGAUCACUCAAACGAGGAGAAACAAGAGAAAGCCUGAGUGAAGAGGAGCAUGCAGGAAAUCCUGGAAUGCUGGAGCUUCAGGCAAACUAUGAAGACUCUUUGCAGGAGCUGCAGACCCUCGAGCUCAGGCAGGAGGUGCUGUUAUUCCAGGUGGACUGUCUCCAGGAUGCCCUCCAGGGAGCUGAAGAGAUGCUCGCUGAGACGCAGAGAGAAUCUCAAGAAGCCCAUAUGGAGCUGGAGCGAGAGAGGGAGCGGAGGAGGAAGCUGGAGGAUUCUGUAGCUCGGCUGGUGCAGGAGGUGGAGCGGUUGAAGGAGGAAAACAGUUCUCUUUCUGCUGAGCUGGUCAGAAGCACCGCUGAGACCGUUGGAGCCGAAGGUAACCUUGCUGAUGCAGUAGAUGGAGGAGUUCCCAACUCCACCCCCAGUUCAGAUGGAGUCUCACAGUCUUCAGCCUCUACUUUUGCAUCUUCAGAACAGAAGAUGUUGGGUAUUCUGACCUCCUUGUUCAAGAACAGAAGACUGGAGCCUAGCUUAUUAAAGCCUGCAGGUCCUCAGAGCUCUUCAGGAGGAUCGUCGGUGGACCAGGAAGUGAAGGAACCUGAGAAACCGGCUGAGCUGAGGGCGGAGUCAGGGCUUGAGGGCGGAGUUAGCCAGAAAGCUCUGGACGGGGAGGAAAAUGAUGAGAGCAGUGGGUAUGAAGACGCACCAUCAGAGUUCUCACCCGCCUCAACUCCGGAGGGCUGCGCUGGGCUGUUGGAAGAUGAAGUUGUUACUGAAGAUGGAGAACCAAGCAACAGUGAUGAUCCUAUAUUCCAGAAGAACCCAGGAGACUCCUGCAUUCUGUCUUAAAGAACCUUUUAUCUCAUGGUGCAUUCCUUACUGAUCAGAGACCAGCCGCUUGGUUGUUCUCUGAUUGCCUGCUGUUCUUUUAGAAGCUUCUCUCUUUAAAAUGCAGGUGCCUGAAGGGUUCUUUUAAGAAAUGCCGCUUAAGAACCAUCUUCGGUUCUCUAAGCGGCAUUUAAAUGAAUGGUUCUUUAAAUAAUUAUUUUUGGCUUUAAAAUUUAAGAACAAUUUAGGAACCUGUUUAGAGUUUACAGAACUUUGACACUAUGUAAAGGUUCUAUACAUAAUCUCUUAGAGCCAUACAUUGAAGUUUAGAACCAUUUAGGAACCAUGAUUUACAGUUAAUAGAACCUUAAUACUACUACUCUCCUCCUCUUUGAACCACACGUGUCUGCCAAAAACAUUUAGAAACCAUUUUACAGUUUAAAAAAACUUUACAUGUUAAGGUUCUACAGAAACAAAUUACAGUUUUUAUAACCAUGAAUUAUAGCCUAGAACAAUUUAAGAAACCUUUUAAACCUUACAGAAUCUUUAUAUAAUUAAAAGGUACUAAAUCAAAGAAAGAUUCAUCCUAGAACCUUAUAUCCAAGUUUAAGAAACAUUUAGAAAUAAUUUUAUCAUUUAAAGAACCUGUAUGUUAAGGUUCUAUAUUAUUACAAGGUUCUUCUUAGAACCAUACGGCCAAAAUUUAGGAGCCGUUUUAAAGUUUUAAGUCUUAAGGCAGAACCUCUUCAUAACUUGAUGAAACUUAAUGUAAAGGUUCUUUAUAAAGUUAAGGAACUUUUAUUAUAUAGUCAGAACACAUUUUUUAAGAUUGAAGGUGUAUUUUGUACAGUUAGUAACUAUGUAUCUUUGCACAAAUGAUCAUUAUCAAGAAGUGAAAUCUGAAUCUACAUCUGAAUCUGUAACUGGUUCUAGUUGAACCGGUUUGGUUCUGAGUUAGUGGUACACUGGUGUUUCUCCUGCAUCACUGAUGUAAUCACAGCAGUGCUUUCUGUGUUUCUCAGGGCUGCGGUAGACGUUAAUGACGUUAAUGGCCUGAGAGAUCUCGUAAUGUAGCCAGGCAGGUGCAUUGUGGGAUUUAUGUUACAUAUCUUAGUCUGCGUCAGUGGAAUCUUAGUAAAUCUGUGUCUGAUAGAGAACCGUAUAGUUCUAAGUGUAUUUUAGACACACAUUCCAUCACACAUAUAUCAUAUUAUCCAUAGUGACAUGCUUUAUCACCUUUACUUGCAUAUACGCUGCUGUUUUAUUGAUUAUAAUUAGACAAAUCAGAUAGAAUUACAUUCAUAUCAGGCAGUUUGCCCUGGACUCUUGAUACCUGAGUUGGAUAAGAUACCACCAUUCAAAAGUUUGGAAUCAUUAAUUAAAUCAAAAAUCAUAUACAUUCUGUUUAUAUAAGCUCCAGAUAAAUCAGUCUGACUAUUUUUAACUAAUUUAGUCUCUAAUCUAAAACACAAUGUCCAGAAUGAUGGACAGAGCUUUAGAUGGUUCUAAAACAACUUUAAAAAUUGUAGAACAUCAGAAGUUAAUUCUGCAGAAGCGGACAACGAAGCUUUAAGAAGUGCUGCUUUUUGAACAAGGUUGCAUAAUACGAAGAAGCCAAUCACAACACAGUGGAGUAUUCUUCCUCAAACUGUAUGUCUAAGAUGGAAAUUCUAAAAUAUUUUUUAUUUGUAAGAGUGAAGGUUGUGUUUUUGUACAGUAGCUUUACUGAUCUCUCAUCCGAAUCAGUUAACAUACCGCACAUAUCAAGCUGUAGUGAUCACCUGGGGAAUAAAUCAGGUUCAGCUGCACCUGAACAGUCAUCUGGCUCAAACAUUAUGAGUGUAUUUGAUAGUUGGUGCAGGACCAGAGCACCACCACCUUCUCUUGUGGGUCUUGGUACGGUUGUUUUGGUCAGCACCUGAGUCUGAGUUUUUUUAUUUAUUUAUUUUUUUAACUAUAAUGUGGCUAAAGUGACUAAUAUGCAGUGGCCCUUCAGUGCCAUACAUUCUAUACCACACAAAUACUAGAAAUAAUAGAUUAAUGCAAAUGAGAGAGGCACAAAAUAGUCUUUUCUAAACUUCAUCAUCAUCAAUCUUAAUUAUAUCUUCCUGCCCUCUCCAUCUCAUUUUGCCUAUCCGCUAGAUGUGGACUGGCCAUUAAGAAUUUUUUAUUUGGUCAAUAAUAUGACGGAAGCUCUCCUGUUUUUUUAAACCUGCCCUUGUUUAUCUUCUGUUAUUUGCUGUAAAAAACUGGACAGUGUGAUGUCUCUCAAAAGUGAAGCCACUAUAGAUGAAGUGCCUCUGCUGGUUGGUUUGGGGUGUCUACUUGUUGAGUAGGCAAAUCUGGCUCCGUCUUUUGGUAUCUACUGCGCAGACUGUGGUGGAAAAUUUGACAACAUGGUGGACAAUUUUGACUUCAUUUCUAUAGAACAGAAUGGAAUUGAACCACAUUGUUUGAGUCCUGGCUUUUUUCAUUUUUUUUUUUUUCAGUUUUUGUGUGGGUGCCAUGCACCUACCAGCAAGAUACUGCCCAAGGGUGGCCACCCAUGUCACAAGUGAUUCCACGCUUUUGAAUGCUGAUAUGGUGUAUUUAAAAGAAUCAUUCCUGUUAACUUUAGACCAAACUUGGCCUUGUCUGAUUAUCUGCUGUACUUUAGAGCGCGUGUUUGCUCUUGGGGUCAGUGUCUACUGUUUGCUGUACUGGCGCGAGAGAGGCCUUGAGCUGAGCCGAGCUGUUCAAUCUCUUUUGUGUUUGUCUUCACUGAUGUUUAGAUAGCUGAGCUAAAAAUACACACCGGUUAGCUGCAGAUAAGUGGAUACGUCUGUCUUACCUUAACAAUACCAGCUGCUGCUGCUGCACAAUACCCACAAUACCCAGCCUGAAUCAGUCGGGUUAGGGGCAGUGAGCAGUGAGACGCAUAAAUAUUGGGACGGAGACAAAAGAAAAUGAUGUAAUUAUACAUGUGAAACUGUGCUACACUGUGAGAUAUUAGUGUGGGUGGGCUAUGGUCAUGGGCAGAAAGCCAAAAGCUGAGAUAAUAGGCACACCAAUAUUUAGGGUAUAGAACCUCCUGCACUAUAGGGUUAGUGUGAAGGCUAAUCAGAUUUGUUUCUCUAAUCAGAUCUGUUGAGAUGAAUGUGCAAGUGAUCAGAUUGGAUUUGCAUGUUCAAACAUCACAAACGGACAAAUGAGCAUCUGAUUAUAAUCGCAUUUCAAUAUUUUUCCAAAUGUGAUUUGGAUCCGAUUUAGUUAAAAUCAGGUUUCAUAAAGUUUCUUGCUGUUCAGACUAUACAAAAUUGAUUUGGGUUAGGGGUGUGCCAUAUCGUGUCGUACGCAAUAUUAUCACCAAAAAAAAAUUAUAUUGUGAACAAUAUUACACCCUAAAAUAUCAUGCCACAUCACUCACCCCUAAUUAUAUUACUUUUUUUUUUGUUGCUGUUUUUAGCAAAAGAAAAAUUCACACUGUUCUUAUUCCCCAUUAUAAAUCUACUAGAAACAGAUUAUAUCUGUCCAGUAUCAUUCAUUUUACUUCAAUCCUGGAUAUAUAAAGAUAUAUGAAGUGCAUUUUUUAGAAUAAGGACAUUCUGGAUUAUUGACUUCUGUAAAUUUGAUAAAAUUCUUAUUUUACAAUAUCUCAGGGCUGAGCCAUAUCAUAUCGUAUGCAACAAUAAAAUAACUUUUUGCAGUAGUAAAAAUAAAAAAAUAUAUAUAUAUACAUUUUUUGUCAUAUUGCCAAGGGUAACAUUAUUGCGAAAAUACCACGAAAUCUUGUGAUAUUAUUUUAGGGCUAUAUUGCUCACCCCUAAUCUGGAUACAGUAAGAUAUGCAAAAAAAUCUGAUUGGGCAGGCAGUCUGAACACACUUUAACCUUUACCUUGCAGCAUAGAAUUAUAACAUACAUUCAUUUAGGCAUUUUAAGGCUCCUGUUAGCAAAAGGUAAUUAGCACUAGGCUAUUAGCUAAAAUCACAUUUCACAUGGUUUCUGCCUGUUUAGACUAUUAAAAGUUUGGAUUUUAACUGGAUACAGUCUAGAUAUUCCACAACUCUGAUUUGUGCUGGCAGUCUGACCAUAGCUCUGAAGUGAGUUAUUGUGAUUAUGUCACAGUCCUGCUGUGUUUAGACACCGAGGGUCGUACAGCAAGAUCAGUAUCAGAACUUUCCACUGGACGCUGGCCUGUUUGGUGACGUGGUCAGUGUGUUUUACACGGGUGUCUUGCUAAAUUAUGAACCUCAGUGGUUCUGGAGGCCUUUUUUGGACAUGAGAUGAAAUCCAGUCAGGCAAACCCAAACCAUGAGCUUGGGCUCAUGUGGAGAGUCUCUCGUUCCACACAUUCCUCAGCUCUGAGCUUUAUCCUCAGCAGAAAAUGAGGAUUCUUUGGAUUUAUAAAUCUGCCCUUUCAGCACUGCACCUCUGAUUUGGUGGUUUUUAUGCUGGGUUUUUAUUGGUAUUACAUAUAUAUACUCAUCAUUGACAAAGUAGUUGCACCCAGAAGGAGUCAACUGGCAGGAAGGAAACUUGGUGGGUAGUCAUGCCAGAUUGAGGCAGCGUGUUCUUCAGUAAUGAAUCAACCAACAGUUUACAACCAACAACAUUCGGCCUUCAUUAAAGGGACACUUAACAGCCCAACGUUAGGUUAAUAAGGUCUUGCAACCGGGGGCCCAACCUUCUCUAAACUUACACUCACAUUGUGCUAUUCCAACAAGACAGUGCUUAUCCACUUACUGAUGCCAUCUCAAGAGCUUGCAGGAGUUGUGUGAGAAUAUUCAAGCUGCAUGGGAUGGAUUAUCGCAGGACUCCACUAGGAACAUCUACAACUCCAAGAGUCUAGCAUGUUGCACCUGUUAUACAUGCAUUUCACACUACUUAUGUAUUUGUAGCUCAAUAAAUAUUGGCAAUACCAGUCUAAUUGUUUAAUCAAUAAUUAUUCAUGGUACCUUAUCUUCCUUCUGAAUAGCAUUACAAAACCCCACUUUAUUCUGUGUGCAACUAUUUCUUUAAUGAUCAGUUUAAGUCUAAAGCUAGAGAUGCCUUCAAAAUAUGGAGUGAAUUCCAAGAAUGCUGGGAGUUUUUAAUAAUUUUUGCACUUACAGGACGGCAUACUGAAAAAGUUCCUUACUAUAUUUUAAAUCUUACAUGAUAAUAUUUGUUGACCCACGUGGAUGUGUAAAUAAGGCAGGCCUAAGAACUAAGGGAAAGCUACUUUUACUAUGAAGAUGUGUCAGGAUGUUUUGAGAUGUUGCUUUCACAAUAAAUUUUGUACAUUUCAAAGGA